This is a messenger RNA of Oenanthe melanoleuca, 1435 nucleotides long. It is a transcript of the gene IFI35, whose product is annotated as interferon induced protein 35. The transcript is spliced from 9 exons. Gene Ontology annotation, cellular component: nucleus. The coding region runs from base 116 to 1366 and encodes 416 amino acids. The record is from RefSeq and is a predicted model, not a curated record. Lineage: Eukaryota; Metazoa; Chordata; Aves; Passeriformes; Muscicapidae.
GAGGGAAGGAGAGUGAGGAUGAGAAGGAUGAUGGGGUGAAGAGGAUCGGGCUGGGCUGGGCGGGCCCGACCUUCCGCCGCCGCCGGGCCGCGCUCGGAGGGGCCGGGGCGGGGCGAUGCCGAGAAAGCGAAAGCGAAAGGCGAGAGCGGAUGCGGGGUCCUCGGUAGCACGGGCCGAGUGGGGGGAGCGGUGCCGGCGGUCAGGGCUCCCCUCGGGACCGGGGCUCCGCCAGCGCCGCGGGAUGGAUUCGGAGGAGAGCUCCUUCGUCCGGCUGCCCCCCGAGGAGGGCCCGCAGGAUAAUGGGUCGGAGAACCCCGAGCAGCUCCGGGAGGAGAUCGAGUGGUGCAAGGAGCUUCACCGUAUUCUGGAGCAAGACUGUGCAAAUCUACAAAUGGCCAAGGAAGCUGCAGAGCAAAGGACAAAAGAGCUGAAAAAAGAAGAAGAACUUCAUAAAGUUCUUGAGCAGCAGCUGACUUUACAUAGAGAUGAGCAGAUUUUUACAAUGAAGGAGGAGAACAACAGACUGAGGCAGGAGAAGCAGAUUCUGGAAAAUAAACUAGAAGAACUGAAGAAGAGGGUCCUCUGGAAUAAUUCUAUGAUGAUGCUGUCUUCCUUGCCGGAAAAGAAAGUGAUUUUUAAGGGACUCACAGUAAAUAAGGAGAACAUGAACAAGCUGAUGCUCACCCCACUGAUCCGCUACCCUCUGCCAGGUGGUUCAGCUCUCAUCACCUUUGAGGAGGCAAAGGUGGCCCAGAGGAUCAUAGAGAUGAGGGAGCACACGGUGGAGCUGAGCUGUGGGGAACUGGAGGAGCUCGAGCAGUGCAGAGUGCGAGUGCAGGCGGUGCCGAUGGAGAUCCCGCUGCCAUCUGCCCUGGAGAUCAGGCUGACUCCAAGCAGGAGGAGCAUCCUUUUGUCUGCCUUGCCCAGCCUGGACAUCUCCAGGGAGGCACUUCUGGACAAGCUGGAGCUCUUCUUCAGCAAGACAAAGAAUGGGGGCAGUGAGGUGGAGAGCAGGGAGUUCCUGGAGGAUUCUGACCAGGUGAUGCUGACCUUCGUACAGGAUGGAGUGGCAGAGCCGCUGAUUGAAAAAGGACAUAUCCAGGUGCCCAUCGGGAAAGUGGAAUACAAAGUCAAAAUCUCACCAUGCAUGAAUGGAGACAUCUCUAACCUGCAGCUGCAGCCCUCCCGCUGCCCCAGGACGGUGCUGCUGCUGGGCAUCCCCGAUGUGCUGAGCGAGGAGUCCAUGCGGGACGCCCUGGAGAUCCAUUUCCAGAAGGCCAGCCGCGGCGGCGGGGAGGUGGAUUCCCUCGCCUACGUCCCGGCGGGGCGGACGGGGGUGGCCGUGUUCGUGGAGGACACGGACUAGUCCUGGUCAGCCCGAGGAGCUCCGUGCGUCCGUUGGGCACGGGGGAAAUAAAAGCGUUUGUUGGCAGCA